Molecule: messenger RNA, 3882 nt
Organism: Pseudogymnoascus destructans
Lineage: Eukaryota; Fungi; Ascomycota; Leotiomycetes; Thelebolales; Thelebolaceae
Exons: 2
Coding region: 567-3470 (967 amino acids)
Source: RefSeq, a predicted model, not a curated record
CCAUACUUUACGCCCUCCUCCCCACCCUACUAGUUACUCUUAACUUGCCCGUUCGAUCGUCGUAGAUGUAGCGUGGGUGUGUGGUGCGGUGCUCUUCAACAACACAAUCUUACCUCAUCUCGAGAUCCGAAACCUCCAAACUUCACCUCACUCCUACAAACUCCGACUUCAUUCCAUCAACAACUCCCCUCUAUCACGACGCUCUUCUCUGGUCCAACGGGACCGUCCGCUCCUUUACAUCUCUCCGUUUGUUCGCACAGCGAACCCACCAAAUUCAACGGCAUUCCACCUUCGCACCAAAGAGGACCUUCGCAUCAACGAUUCGCGCUCUUGAGACACCGGCAUUGACGACAUCUCUACGGAGCCUUACAAAGCUUCAGUUUGUCUCUGGCUAUUCGGUCCCUGCUCAACUUCCAACACCAACGAUCAAGGAUAUCGAACUGCACUUCCAGCGACAACACACCCGCAGAAUAUCUUAGUUACGACUCUAUUCAACAUUCUCGGGAACCUAAUGACAUCAUCUUAGCUGUAGUGCAUACUUUGGCCGCCGUGCGGCUGUGAGAAGCAUGGCGACCAUCACCUCCAGCAACCAUGGAUCACACCCCAGCAUACCCUUCAGCAACGAAGACGGGCAAACAUCUUACAGCAUGUACGCCGAACCCUCCGACUCUCCUCGGUCGCCAGUCUUCCCUCUGGAUGACCACCCGAGCACCGACGGACCUCUUCCGAACCCUCCCUUCGUCUUCCCCGCUCGUCCAGCAUUUACACCAUCACCCUUCUCUCGAGCUGGACGUAGGCCCCAAUCCGCAUACGACCUCCCCAAGCAGUCAGGACUCAACCAGGACUUUCAGCUUGGUGGAGGCCGAUCUGCACCCCCGCCUCUCCCAAGCUUCUCGUUCAACCCAACGGCUGCUGCAACACUGGACUCGGGCAUCUACAGUCCCCCACUGUCACCCAUGUCAGCUACGGGUGGCAGACCAAUACCUUCAAGGCCAGCUGGGCACAGAAGAGGAGGCAGUGAGUUCAUCGGGGGAGACGGCAAGACCGGAGCGGGCAGUCUUCUCAGCACCAGCCCAACAAAAACAGAGGGGCACCUCUCCCCACCUAACCCAAGCGUGCCUUCUGGCCCUCCUGGUGGCAGACGAGGCCAUGCUCACAGACGAUCUGCAGCCAUUUCAUGCCACGAUCUGUCCGCAAUCAUGAAACCGCAAAUGCCGGCAGCUGCUCCUCUCGGUGGUAGCGCUCCAACCAGCCCUUCAGAGGCACAAUCGGAUGUAGCAUUGGCGACCUCCCUGGACAACGCUAUACAAUCCGGAUUGGAAAAUGCGAAAGCAUCCGAUACGGUUACAACACCGCCAAUCCUAGCGGCUGCUACAGCACGUCUCCCAAAGACAACCAGAGUGGGCUUUUCUGAUAACGUCGAGUUUAUACCCCGCCCUCUGUCCCUAGUCUCAAGCGAUGCUUCGAGCACUAUGACAGUGCGUCAAGGCCAUUCGGCCACUGGCAGUCUCUCUUCGGUCAUCUCCCUCGCAGCCGCGAGCCCGCCAUCAAAGGAGCAACAGCGGGGUCUCCCAAAUCCAGCUACAAGCCGCAAACCGGACGAGCAUCGUCCGAGUACAGCCGGACCAGUUCUUGGUGCAUCAAGCCAAGGCCACUUCUUGGAAGAGACCGGGUCAGUUAGGAGAAGGAACUCCGACCCUUCUAUGUCGGAGGAAGCAAACGGCGAGGACUUGCCUCUUACGCCCCGAACUGCCGCAAAACGGUAUUUCUUCUUCAACCAGCAUGACUACCCCCUUAGUGAUGUGCCUCCAAAUCAAUCCCGCCCAGUCAGUGUCUCGUCAUCUAACAUGACACGAGAGAAGUUCAGCGGCCCUGCCCCUUCACCAAAGAAGCUUCAGUCUGCACAUGAGGACGCAGACCCCACUGAGGGAAUGCCCAAAGUCACUCGCAAAACUUCUAUGACCAGGAAGCCCAGCAAGAAACAGAAGAAAGUCAAAUCUUGGGCCGGUUCUAUUCUAUCGCGCAAAGGGAAGCCCCGAAGCUCCAAGCACAAGGGGCUUAGUAGAAAAUCUCCUACGCCUCCUCUGCGAAAUUAUGAGCCUGCUACCUACGAUACAACGGAGUAUGCCCUUCCAUCCCAGGCUGAGAUGCCAGAACAGACAACGGAGGAAGUUACUCCUCAACAAACCGCUCCAAGUACUCGAACCGACUUCGCCAAUUGGAGACCAAGACAUGUCGCUCCACAAGAUGAUGAGACUAUGAGCCCAAUCAUAGAUCUCGAUGCUGCUCUUGGCCCUUUCAAUACUCCAACUAGCCAUGACCUGGAAUGGGAGUCAUCACAAAAGUCUUUUGGCCAAACCAAGAGAAGAAUGCACAGCGCUGCAGGCAUGACCGGGUUCAAGGGGCCAGGCCUGCACUACCACAGACGCACUGAAAGUGCUCCUGAGAUGGUUGCAUCUGAGAACCCACGCUUUGGCCUUCACCAUAUCGGGAGUAGCUCUACCAUGGAGGAUGUGUUCGAGGAAGAUGAAGAGGAUGAAGACUGGGAAGAGGUCAAAACUGUGUCACACAAGGGCUCCACAAUCAGGGCCGAGGAUGAAGAAUCCUCUGGUCUUGGAAUUGAGAUUAAGGUCGUUGAUGCAGAGAGCGGCCAUGAUAACGUCAUGGACUGGACUCUGGACCAAGGCAGUAAUUCGCAGCGAGGCCUGAAGAGAAAGACCAGCGCUUUGAGCGAGGGUGAAGGCUUCCAAUUGCAAACUGCAUCGAGCAUGAAUUCUGCCCGAUCAGUGAGCCCAUUGAGAGAGACCUUUAUAAUGGAGGACCUCAACCCAUCUCCAAGGAUUGGAGAUGAUACUAUCAUCACAAGACCGAUUUCGAGCUCAAAAUCGUCCAGCACCUCCACGCCACCAUUCCGAGCGGUUGCGUCCAAAGAUCUCGCGCCAAUGGAUAUGCAACCAUACUCUAUCCAACCACCGUAUCUCACACCAACCACACCCAAUUCGACCUUCCAAUCGCCUUUUCCAUCUCCGCGUUCGCCCGUUUCCUACGACGCCCGCAGAAUGUCGACCGCCCCGUCUUCGAUUCUCGAUGAGCCGGGCUUCAACCCUCUCUGGCUCGGCGAGCCGGGCCCUGAGAUUCGCAUGUCCGUGGACGAGGUCCCAUCCUUGACUAGCAGCAACCCCACCAUGAUUCGAGAGAGCAUGAUGAACCCUGGCCUCGGAAACCCUCAAUUCCGAAACGGACAGCGACCGGCCUCGCUUUCCAACCCGACUGUGAACCGCAAGCGGUCUAGCAUUGCUAGUCUCUCGCGCCUCCUCAGCUCGCACGGAGAGAAGAGCAAGCUCUACAUUGAAGAGAGCGCUGAUGACUUCCCCGAGUCGAAGAAGGAGAGCAAGGGGAAGCGUCUUAGCCGCAUGAUGCAGUUUUGGAAACCGAGCAAGUCGGAAUCCUCAGAGGCACGAGAAGCAUGAGCAUUGAGUGGAGGAAGAGAGAGAGAGAGUGGGGGAUUCGUUUUUUGCUCCCUAAUUAUGCGAAGACCCUCACCACCUACAUAUUUGCAACACAACACGAGCGAGCAAAGCAAGCGUGCGUGCGACUUUGAAGCAUCAACAACACUGAAAAAAUCGACACUUUUCUCGAUUUUUAAACAAACAAUUCCAACUUUGGGAAUAUGGAUAUAAAACGACUUUCAUAACGAACUCCUGCGGAUUGUGUUUUUGUUCCUGUUUCCCUGGUUCCCGGUAUCCUGGCGUUCUUCCUUUUUUAAAUCAUUAGAUUUUUUGUGCAUUACUGAGAGUGGGCGGCGAAAGGGCUAUAAAUAAGAUGCUCUCUUCAUGUUAUAUCUGUAGAGCGAGUGUGCAUAACAAUGAUACUUUACAUGUG